AUGGCGUCCCAACUCGACAUGCACGGUACCUUGACCGCAAUGCAGAACGACCGUCAAAUCAAGCUCUGCAUCGGCGACCUCACGACUCCGCUCCUCGUUCCAGAGAGCAUCCUGAUCAAAACCUUCAACUUCUUCCGCGGCGCCCUCAAACGCAAGAGCAUGAAAGAAGGCUUCGAAGGCGCCAUCUCCUUCCCCGAAGACUCCCUCACCCCAUGGAAAGUGCUCAACUUUUGGAUGAUCAACGGCGAAGUUCCUAUUCAAGACUGCAGCAACGAAGAUCUCGUCACCGCAUGGUAUCUCGCCGACAAGUACCAGAUCACCCAGCUCCAAGACGACCUAAUUUCCGAGCUGAUCGAGGUCGGUCUCAACGCUAUCUGGUCGCCAAAGGACCACGAGGAGGUUCUCGUGCACACGACGCCGGAUUCGCUACCAAGGAAGUGGAUUGCGGAGUUGUUGAUGAUCAGGGUUAAGGAUGGAGCGGGACAGGGCAUGUCGUGGAACGAUCUUGCGGCGUUCCAAGGAGACAACGAUUAUGCUAGAGAUAUAUUGGAGGCAGCGAUUGCGGUCGAGGAGAAUUCGUUGUUGGUGCAGAAAUACAUCCCGACUGACGCGGAUGAGGAGGAAAAGCCGCUGUGGCUGAGAUACAUGACGAAGGAGACCAAGGGGCCAAGGAAGAUGCAUGAGUGGGGUUGGGCGCGGUAUGAGAGUGGGCAGUGGUAUAGCAGCAUGUCGCAGACCGGGAACUGA
Fulvia fulva is the source of this 747-nucleotide messenger RNA. RefSeq lists its product as uncharacterized. The transcript has a single exon. Bases 1 to 747 code for a protein of 248 amino acids. NCBI's taxonomy places the organism in Eukaryota, Fungi, Ascomycota, Dothideomycetes, Mycosphaerellales, Mycosphaerellaceae. The record is from RefSeq and is a predicted model, not a curated record.